Messenger RNA from Cucurbita moschata (crookneck pumpkin), 813 nucleotides. Its product is annotated as photosystem I reaction center subunit II, chloroplastic. NCBI's taxonomy places the organism in Eukaryota, Viridiplantae, Streptophyta, Magnoliopsida, Cucurbitales, Cucurbitaceae. Gene Ontology annotation, cellular component: photosystem I; photosystem I reaction center. Gene Ontology annotation, biological process: photosynthesis. The record is from RefSeq and is a predicted model, not a curated record. The coding region runs from base 62 to 688 and encodes 208 amino acids. The transcript has a single exon.
AUCCUCCAUUCCCAAUCCACCAUUUCCAAUCCUCCAUUUCUCGUCUCUCUCUGCAGCUCCAAUGGCCAUGGCCGCUCAAGCAACCCUCUUCACCCCAUCACUCUCCACCCCCAAAUCCACCGCCGUUACCAUCCCAUGGAAGCAAUCCUCCACUCUCUCCUUCAUCAACUCCAAGCCCCUCAUCAAGCCUGCCGCAUCUUCCCGAAUAGUCAAAGUCUCAGCUGAGGCCGAGGCGGCGGCUACGGAGGCUCCUGCCGGAUUCUCCCCACCAGAGCUCGACCCAAGUACCCCUUCCCCAAUCUUCGCCGGCAGCACCGGGGGACUACUCCGGAAGGCCCAGGUCGAGGAAUUCUAUGUCAUAACAUGGGAGUCCCCGAAGGAGCAAAUCUUCGAAAUGCCAACGGGAGGCGCAGCCAUCAUGCGACAGGGCCCGAAUCUGCUGAAAUUGGCGAGGAAGGAGCAGUGUUUGGCUCUGGGGACAAGGCUGAGAUCCAAGUACAAGAUUAAGUACCAAUUUUACAGGGUGUUUCCGAAUGGGGAAGUUCAGUAUUUGCACCCCAAAGAUGGGGUUUAUCCAGAGAAGGUGAAUCCAGGCAGGGAAGGAGUUGGGCAGAACUUCAGGUCCAUUGGGAAGAAUGUGAGCCCCAUUGAAGUCAAGUUCACUGGUAAACAAGUGUAUGAUCUGUAAGAAAUUUCCUAUUUCUAAUGCUUUUCUUAUGACAUGAAUUGUUAUAAUGCUCUGUUCUCCUGAAUUCUGAUGUUUGUUCAUCCAAACAUAUCCUAUACAUGAUAUUCAUCGGUUGCUUUAACCCA